Molecule: messenger RNA, 2664 nt
Organism: Coniosporium apollinis CBS 100218
Lineage: Eukaryota; Fungi; Ascomycota; Dothideomycetes
Exons: 1
Coding region: 1-2664 (887 amino acids)
Biological process (GO): cell redox homeostasis
Cellular component (GO): mitochondrion; cytosol
Molecular function (GO): protein binding
Source: RefSeq, a predicted model, not a curated record
AUGUCACGACAGACGCCAAAUGCCAGCAGGAGCAAUACGAUCGAUUCUUCGACUUCGGCGCCUUCUCCCGAUCAGCUUUACGCAGCAUCACGCAAAGUCGCUAACACGGCCUACUGGUCCAGCGCACACAGUAGUCAGACUAGCUUACAUAAGCUGAAUACUCAAGAAAGUGCGCCCAGCGAUGAGACUCCUCCGAGCGCCACAUCACGUACACCAGUCUCUCAGUCGGCCGGGCCUUCUCCCGCUAUGCAGCAAACCGCUGGGCUAGGAACUCCAUCAAACUCCACUGCUGGACUCUCAGGCUUGGUAUGCAAUGUGCACCGAACUACUGGCAGGGAGCCGCGUCCUUUGGUAGGCGCCACUACCACAAUCCUUGGGGACAAGCUGUACGUCUUCGGCGGGAGGAGACUCUCCAGGAGCAGACCGCAAUUAACAGCAGAUCUGUACGAGUUGGAUCUCGUUCGACGGCAUUGGACGAAGCUGGAGGCAAAUGGCGAUAUCCCGUCCCCCCGAUAUUUCCACAGUGUUUGUGGUCUGGGUGAUACGAAGCUCGUCUGCUAUGGCGGCAUGUCCCCAGCACCUGCACCUUCGGCCCAGUCCAAUGCAUCAAGCAGCUCCCAAGAUCCGCAGCCGGAAGUUGUAGUUAUGUCAGAUAUACACAUAUACGACGUGCCCACAAGGACGUGGAUGAAUGUGCCUACCUCAGACGGACCGCAAGGAAGAUAUGCUCACUGUGCUGCGAUCCUUCCCUCAUCUGCUGUCUUCUCCUCAGCCACUGCGCCACUGUCGGCGAUACAUCACAAUCCUUCUUCGGCAGUUCCCCACCAAGGUUCAAUAGGCGUUUCGCUUGACGGGACAGGUGGUGCCGAGAUGGUAGUUGUCGGCGGUCAGGACAGCGCGAAUCACUACAUCGAGCAGAUCAGUGUUUUCAAUCUACGGAGCCUUAAAUGGACGGCCACGAAUACCCUCGGUCGGAGCUGUGGCGCGUACAGGAGUGUUGUUGCCCCUCUCAGCUCUGCAAAUGCCGUGCAGAUCGGAACCGGUCCCAGAAGGGACCACGAAUCGAAUUUUGAUGACGAGGAUGCUGAGGAGGCCGAGAAUGCCGGAUCCUCCAUGCUAAUAUACUCGAACUACAAUUUUAUGGAUGUCAAGCUUGAGCUCCAAGUCAGGCUACCGGACGGGACGUUGUCAGAAAAGCCCAUGCACGGAAAUUUCUCUCCGCCUGGCCUAAGGUUCCCGAACGGUGGCAUUAUAGACAACCACUUUGUUGUCAGCGGCACCUUCCUCACAUCGUCAAAGCAGGAGUAUGCCCUUUGGGCGCUAGACCUGCGGACACUGACGUGGAGCCGGAUAGACGUAGGUGGUAGCAUCUUCAGCCAAGGCAGUUGGAACAGAGGUAUUCUUUGGAAUAGAAGAAACACUUUUGUGAUACUGGGCAACAGGAAGAGGAGUUUGGUGGACGACUACAAUCAUCGCCGGAUCAACUUCACAAACAUCUGCAUGGUCGAGCUGGAAGCAUUCGGCCUUUACGACAACCCUCGACGCGUUUCGCCUACAUCUGGCUACCGCUCCGUCAGUUCGCCGAUUCAGCUAAAAGAGCCGGAAACCACCGCUGGAGGCCGGCAACUCUCAAAAGCGGCAGCGGAGCUCGGAGAGAUAGCUACCAGCAUCCGCGAGGUAGCAGACAUGGAUUUCCUCGCCAUCGGCGGCGAGCGCGUACCAGUCAACUCCCACAUCGUCGCGCGGCGCUGGGGCCCCUACUUCAAUCAGCUCCUCCGUGAAGGCGUCGCGACCCAAGACGGGACCGAUACCGCAACGCUGCACCCAAGCAUCGGCAGUCAGCAGUACCGCAACUCCAGCAUAACAAUCACGCCCAGCAUCCGCACAGCAAUAACGAGCUACUCGAACGCCACGACCGUAACCAACAACAACGACUCCGCAUCCGCCACUCAAUCCUCACCUUUCGAACCCCCCGACGCACGCUCGCCGAACCCGUCAACCCGACCUCGCACGUUCUACCUCCCGCACACGCAACUCACGAUCCAGAGUCUAGUCCACUACCUCUAUACCUCCGCCCUCCCGCCACAGAACAGCCCCCUCUGCACCCCGCAGAUCCUCUGCUCCCUCCUCCAACUCGCACGCCCGUACCGCAUCGACGGCCUCCUUGAAGCGGUCAUCGAGCGCCUCCACAGCAUCCUCGACGGCCGCAACACCGCCGCCAUCUUCAACGCCGCGGCCAUGGCGGCGGGCGGUGGCGAGGGCGUCGCGUUCUUCUCCAAAACAGGGACGUAUCUCAGCACCGCGACUGCCACUGCCACUGCCACCGCCACGGCCUCGGCCACCGCGGCCAGCAGCAACGGCGCAGACGGCGUGGUCGGCGGCCUGCGCAGUCUACGCAUCAACACGGAUGUCACGAAUGGGGGGAGUGUGGAUAGCGGGCUGAGCAGCGCGAGCACGAGCACUAGUGCGAGCGACCUUGGCAGCUGGAGCGGGUUCGGGGACGAGAGGGAGGUUUGGGCGGGGGAACUGAGCGCGGUUGUUGGACUGCAGAAACGGGGGCUGAGGGGGUUGAUGGAGGGGAGGAGGAUCAGGGAGAUGGGGAGGGGGGCCGAGGGCGCUGGUGGUGGGGGGGAGGGUGGUCGUGUGGGGUUGGGUAUUGCGUAG